This is a messenger RNA of Triticum aestivum (bread wheat), 1583 nucleotides long. Its product is annotated as trimethyltridecatetraene synthase-like. The record is from RefSeq and is a predicted model, not a curated record. NCBI's taxonomy places the organism in Eukaryota, Viridiplantae, Streptophyta, Magnoliopsida, Poales, Poaceae. Gene Ontology annotation, molecular function: monooxygenase activity; iron ion binding; heme binding. The coding region runs from base 51 to 1583 and encodes 510 amino acids. The transcript has a single exon.
CUAGCUAUCACUAGCUACAUCACUAGCUACCUCCCAUCAGCUGGUACAAAAUGGAGGCCACCAUCCUCCUUACAAUGGUGCUCACCACCUUCCUACUCUUCCUCUUUCUCAGAGCCACCUUUCACCGCGGCCAGAAGUACAACCUCCCUCCGGGUCCAAAACCUUGGCCUGUCAUCGGCAACUUCGACCUCAUCGGUGCACUCCCGCACCGCUCCAUCCACGAGUUAUCCAAGAAGUACGGCCCACUCAUGCACCUUCGCUUCGGCUCAUUCCCUCUCAUCAUCGGUUCGUCAGUGGACAUGGCAAGGUACUUCCUCAAGACCCAGGACAUCCUCUAUGUCGACCGCCCCAAGACGGCUUCCGGUAAAUACACCACCUACAACUACGCUGACAUGACAUGGUCACCCUAUGGGGCCUACUGGCGCCAAGCACGCCGGAUCUGCCUCACCCAGCUCUUCAACCCACGUCGUCUCGCCUUGUUGGAGCACAUCCGUGCCGACGAGGUCAAAGCUCUCAUGUGCGACCUCUUUGCAGUGUCCGGCCAUGCCGUGCAUCUUAGCAGGGACCACAUGUCCAUGGUGAGCAUGAAUGUGAUCACACGGAUGGUGAUGGGGAAGCGACUCUUCGUGGACGGCGUGGCGGAGGGGCCGGUGCCGUCUCUGAAGGUGUUCAGGUGGAUGCUAGAUGAGCUAUUCCUGCUCAACGGUGUGCUCAACAUCGGCGACUGGAUCCCAUGGCUGGACUGGAUGGACCUGCAGGGAUAUGUGCGACGGAUGAAGAAGAUAGGCAAGUUGUUUGAUGCAUUCAAUGAGCAUGUCCUUGACGAGCAUAGCGGCGAGCGGGGCCGCGGCGAGGGUGAAGCGGCUAGGGACAUGGUGGAUGUGCUUAUGGAGAAGGCCAACGACAACGCCCUCGAGGUCCAGUAUGGCCGCAUCGGCGUCAAGGCCUUCACCCAAGACCUCAUCGCCGGCGGCACUGAGAGCUCAGCCGUCACCGUGGAAUGGGCCAUGUCGGAGCUCAUGAGGAGGCCCGCCACCUUCGAUGUAGCCACCGAGGAGCUCGACCGUGUCGUCGGUCGUGCCCGCUGGGUAACCGAGAAGGACAUGCCAAACCUGCCCUACAUUGAAGCAAUCGUGAAAGAAUCCAUGCGCAUGCAUCCUAUCGUGCCUCUCCUCACCCCGCGUUUGGCCCGAGAGGACGCCACCAUUGAUGGCUAUGACAUCCCUAAGGGUGCACGUGUGCUCAUCAAUGUGUGGGCCAUUGGACGGGACCCGGAGUUGUGGGACGCCCCAGAGGAGUUCAAGCCAGAGAGGUUCCUGGGGAGCAAGAUGGGUGUGAUAGGGCAGGACCUCGAGCUGCUACCGUUCGGUUCUGGCAGACGAAUGUGCCCAGGCUACAAUCUCGGGCUAAAGGUGGUGCACCUAAGCUUGGCAAACCUGCUGCACGGGUUCACUUGGAGGCUGCCAGAGGGGGUGAGGAAGGAGGAUCUGAGCAUGGAGGAGGUGUUUGGGUUGUCCACCGGCCGCAAAUACCCACUCCAGGUCGUCGCCAAGCCCAAGCUACCUAAUCAUCUAUAUGUUUGA